CCCAUCCCCUCUCCCCGCCUGUCCCAGGGACGCCGGAGCGUGCACAGCGAAGAUGCCAGCGAAGAGCAAGAUCGUGACGGAGGGCGACCCCCUCGCGUGGGUGAUGGCGCCCCCGCCAAACGAGAGCGAGGAGCAGCGCGCGGGGCGGCUCGCGGCGGAGGCGGAGGCGAAGAGGAUCUCGGACGCGAUCGACGACGAGCUGCAGCGACAGGCAAAGCAGGAAAAGCGCGGUCCGAAGCCCGUCAAGAUCCUCCUCCUUGGUCAGAGUGAAUCAGGCAAAUCGACCACGCUGAAGAACUUCCAGCUCAUGAACACACCCAAGGCGUUCCGCGCCGAACGCGCAUCGUGGCGCGCAGUCGUGCAGCUCAACGUUGUACGCUCCAUCCGCGUCAUCCUCGAUGCGAUGGCCGAAGCGCAGGCGUACCACGCCACGACGUACAGCGGCCCAAACACGCCCAUACGCACGCACGCCCCCGACCUCUUCCAGUCGCCCUCGAGCUCGUACGCCUCACUGGGCCGCCCGCCGCCACCACUUACCGCCGAGCACCUGAAGCUCAAGCUGCGCCUCGCGCCGCUCGUGCAGGUCGAGGAGACGCUCGUGCGCAAGCUCACGCAGGCGGGCUCGGGCGAGAUGGAGGCGACGCAGCUGCAGAUGCUCGGGGGGAAUGCGUCGCAUGCGGACCGCGCCCGCGCGCUUGAUCGCGAGGUCGCGGUGAACAGUCAGUUUGCGUGGAAGGGCGUGUUCCACAAAAUGAUCGGGCGCAGCAGCAUGGAUAGCGAGGCGGACUUCAACGACCCGGACGACCCGGGUCGCAUCCUGUGCGCAUGCGCGGAAGACAUGGUUACGCUGUGGAACGACCCCCUCAUCAAGUCCCUGUUGCGCUCGCAGGGCACCCGCCUCGAGGACAUGCCAGGAUUCUUCCUGGACUCCCUGGAGCGGGUCACGCACCCGAAGUAUGUUCCCUCAGAUGAGGACAUACUUCGCGCACGGCUCAAGACGCUCGGAGUGUCGGAGCACCGAUUUACGAUCCGGGAAGGACUCACAGGCGGCAUUUCACGCGACCUCCGAAUAUAUGACGUGGGAGGGCACCGAUCACUAGUGCCCGCAUGGGCGCCGUUCUUUGACGACAUGAACUCCAUCCUCUUCCUUGCCCCGCUAAGCGGUUUCGACCAGGUGCUUGCGGAGGACGAGAGCGUGAACCGCCUGGAAGACUCGGUGCUGCUGUGGAAGUCGAUCUGCUCGAACCCGCUGCUGGGCAAGACAAACCUGAUCCUCUUCCUGAACAAGAUCGACAUCUUCCGCGCGAAGCUGCGCGCGGGCAUCCAGUUCGGCCAGUACAUCAUCUCGUACGGCAACCGCCCGAACGACUACGAGAACACGUCCGCAUAUAUGCGCCGAAAGUUCGGCCAGAUCCACCGAGAGUACUCGCCGCAGGCACGGACGUUCUACUGCCACUUCACGUCGGUCACGGAUACGAAGUCGACGUCGACAGUCCUAGUGAACAUCCAAGAGUCCAUUCUCAGUGCCAACCUGAAGAGCAUCAGUCUGACCGGGGACUGAACGCCCUCUGCGCCCUAAGACCCAAGAUACCUUAUCCCGACAAAAUCGUGCAUAUAUGCUCGCUUGACGUUAUGCUCUGCGGCGGCACGUCGGGCUGGCACGCCGGGUCGUUCGCUAAUGGACUUUGCUGUUAACAUGUUUCGCUGCGUGCAUCCGGUCCCGCUGCUCCAUACUGUUGUACUAUACCAUCAUUCCACAUACCACUGUGGAUAUGCUUUGCAAUGCUACGCCG
This is a messenger RNA of Trametes versicolor FP-101664 SS1, 1793 nucleotides long. Its product is annotated as G-alpha-domain-containing protein. The transcript has 15 exons. The record is from RefSeq and is a predicted model, not a curated record. Gene Ontology annotation, molecular function: G-protein beta/gamma-subunit complex binding; G protein-coupled receptor binding; guanyl nucleotide binding. NCBI's taxonomy places the organism in Eukaryota, Fungi, Basidiomycota, Agaricomycetes, Polyporales, Polyporaceae. The coding region runs from base 53 to 1561 and encodes 502 amino acids. Gene Ontology annotation, cellular component: heterotrimeric G-protein complex. Gene Ontology annotation, biological process: adenylate cyclase-modulating G protein-coupled receptor signaling pathway.